Didymella exigua CBS 183.55 is the source of this 1272-nucleotide messenger RNA. RefSeq names its product carbohydrate esterase family 8 protein. The transcript is spliced from 3 exons. NCBI's taxonomy places the organism in Eukaryota, Fungi, Ascomycota, Dothideomycetes, Pleosporales, Didymellaceae. The record is from RefSeq and is a predicted model, not a curated record. Bases 59 to 1216 code for a protein of 385 amino acids. Gene Ontology annotation, molecular function: pectinesterase activity. Gene Ontology annotation, biological process: cell wall modification.
GACUUGCUCAGCCUUCUUUCGAAAUUGGCGCACUGCGAUUUCCAAGGAUUGACUAAAGAUGCGUCUCAGCUUUGCAAUUGCAUGCCUGCUCGAGGCAUGCUCGGCCUUGUCCGCAGUCAAUCGUAAGGCUUGUCAACACCCAACGCGAGACCCCCUGGAUGGCUGUCCCAAGAACACGAUCCUCGUCGGCCCAGGCCAGAAAUACAGCACAGUCCAGUCUGCGAUCUUGAGUCUGCCGAACAACACCGCAGCUUCGCACAUCCUUGUUCUCCCCGGCAAUUACACCGAGCAAGUCAACGUCACUCGCGCAGGCCCCGUGUACCUCUUUGGCCAGACGAAGCACCCAAAUGACCAGAGCAAGAACAUCGUUAACAUCAUCUGGCGCAAUGCUACCGGUGCUGGCGUCACGCCCAAUAUCGACAACGCUUACACCUCCACGCUCACAGUAGCACCGACCUUCAACUCUAGUACCACUGGCAGCGGCCCUACCGGCAACCCAGUUCCAGCAGACACUCCGUUUGGCAACACUGACUUCAGAGCGUACAACCUGAACUUUGUUAAUGACUACAGACCGUAUUCUGCUGGUCCUUCGCUUGCUGUUUCAGUGAGCUAUGCCAAUACCGGAUUCUACUUCUGUGGAUUCUACUCCUACCAAGACACUGUGUAUAUCGGCAAGCUGGGAAACGCCUACUUUUACAAGAACGAGGUCGCCGGCCAAACCGACUUCUUCUAUGGCUUCGGUACUGCUUGGAUUCAAUCAAGUCUUGUCACUCUGCGUAACUGCGGCGGAGGAAUUACCGCCUGGAAAGGCACCAACACGACUUUUGUCAACAAAUACGGUGUUUACAUCCACGACUCAGUUGUCCAGAAAGCAAACUCUUCACUCGCGUUGACAGGAAAGUGCGCGCUUGGACGACCGUGGAACGCGCUGCACCGCUCCAUCUUUGCUAACACCUACCUGGACGACUCGAUAAAGCCCAGCGGUUACAUCGCUUGGAGCACCUCCGACCCUCAUCUCAGCGUCAACACCACCAUGGCUGAGUACAAGACUUACGGACCUGGCUUCAAUGCUACGGGCAGAGCCGCCGACAACGUCACUAUCGUGAUGGACAAGAAGCAGUUUGAGCCAUACUCGACAGUGGACAAAGUUUUCCAGUACCCAUUUUCCAGCAAGGGUGGAAACACAGCAUGGAUCGAUAGAGAUCCAGAACGAUAAUGGAGCUGCCCUCUUUGAGAUCUUAUUAUAAGCCAUUGCAAUCAACGCAUUCUUCA